Phalaenopsis equestris is the source of this 390-nucleotide messenger RNA. RefSeq names its product mitogen-activated protein kinase kinase kinase 3-like. NCBI's taxonomy places the organism in Eukaryota, Viridiplantae, Streptophyta, Magnoliopsida, Asparagales, Orchidaceae. The record is from RefSeq and is a predicted model, not a curated record. Gene Ontology annotation, molecular function: protein kinase activity; ATP binding. Bases 1 to 390 code for a protein of 129 amino acids. The transcript has a single exon. Gene Ontology annotation, biological process: protein phosphorylation.
AUGUACAACCUUUUCCUUGAAUACGUCGUCGGAUCCUGCAUUUUCGGUGCCCUACCGGAGCCAAUCAUCUGUCGUUAUGUUCAUUUCAUCCUCUUUGGUCUUCGACACAUCGACAACAUGGGAUAUGUUCACUGUGACAUAAAACCUGAUAACAUUCUAAUUGUCGACGGAGAAGCGAAGAUCACCGAUUUCGGACUUUUGACGAGGGUGGGAGAGGAAUCCACCAAGAGAAACAUAAGGGGAACACCGCUGUACGUGGCUCCCAAAUCUGCUUCAUGCAAUGACUACAAUGUGGCGGCAGACAUUUGGGCUUUAGGAUGCUCAAUGUCAGAAAUGACUUCUAGCCGACUACCUUGGCGCGACAUUGAGGAUUCUAACUAUGGAAUUUGA